UCAGCCCGAUACGCCUCCAAACGGAACUCUUAUAGAAGACGACGUCCACUGCACGUGGAAGUGUGAGCUGACCAACGAGACUGGAUAUGUACUGUACUCAGCCUUAGGCUCGUUUUACAUCCCCAUGUUUGUUAUGCUCUUCUUCUACUGGCGGAUAUACCGGGCAGCCGUUAGAACUACGAGAGCUAUCAACCAAGGCUUCAGAACUACCAAAGAAGGAGCACUUUCAUGUAUUUAUAAAAUGAAGAUAUGUCUACGCUACCUCGGUGACCAUAGAUAUCAACAAGGUAUUGGUCAGGAACCUGGUGUUAGUCAAGCAACGGUAUCUGAGACUGUGUAUAGAGUUGUGAACAGCAUAGUUGCAUAG
Messenger RNA from Acanthoscelides obtectus, 367 nucleotides. Lineage: Eukaryota; Metazoa; Arthropoda; Insecta; Coleoptera; Chrysomelidae. The record is from the annotation of a GenBank genome assembly.